Messenger RNA from Bombus pyrosoma, 1218 nucleotides. RefSeq lists its product as uncharacterized. The transcript has a single exon. The coding region runs from base 1 to 1218 and encodes 405 amino acids. The record is from RefSeq and is a predicted model, not a curated record. NCBI's taxonomy places the organism in Eukaryota, Metazoa, Arthropoda, Insecta, Hymenoptera, Apidae.
AUGUUGCUCCAACGAUAUUGGACACUAAAAAUCGACUGGGACGAAUCUUUACCGACUGAUUUGCAUAUAGAGUGGAAUGAGUAUUACACGCAGCUGCCAUUUCUGAACAAUGUAAAAUUUCCACGAAAAACGAUAAUCAAGUCUGCAGCCGAAAUUGAGUUACACGGAUUCUGUGACGCCAGCGAAAGGGCGUAUGGGGCAUGCAUUUACCUUCGCACCAUCACUCCGGAUGGUCAAGUCUGGACACGACUCCUCACGACAAAAUCAAAGGUGGCUCCGCUCAAACCACAAACAAUUCCAAGGCUGGAACUCAGUGGAGCACUUCUUCUCGCAUCAUUGACCAACACAGUCCUUCAAGCACUACCAAACAAUAUUUCUCGGACUGUUUACUGGACGGACUCUAGCAUUGUCCUUCUUUGGAUCAACACAUCACCCCAUACGCUGAAAACCUUCGUCGUUAAUCGUGUGGCAGAAGUUCAAAGAAAGACUCAUACCUCAGAUUGGCGUCACAUUCCUACCACGGACAACCCGGCGGAUCUCAUAUCCCGAGGACAAUCGCCCGAAGACUUUCUACGAUCAACUAUUUGGCAACAUGGACCGGAGUGGCUACAACCAUCAGAAGAAUACUGGCCGACGUGGAACCCAGUAUCAUCACCAAUCGAAAUACCGGAGCAGGAGAAGGCAACCUGUCUGUCCGUGACUCCCGCCGACCACAGUCUACUGGAGAGAUUCUCCUCUUGCCCCAAACUGUUCACAAUCACCGCCCGUUGCCUCCGGUGGAGACAAAAACAGGAUCGCGGAAGAUCUCUAACUAUUCAUGACUUAAUUGGUGCGCAUAAUAAACUUGUCCAGUUAUUACAACUCUGUUAUUUUCCAGAUGAGAUCCGUAUUCUCCGAGCUGAUCGACACUCUGCAGUGAAGGGGAAGCUACAACGGCUCAAUUCAUUUCUGGACAAGGACGGGAUGUUGCGAGUCGGAGGCCGUCUCACUCACUCAACAAUGCCUUUCACUCAGAAACACCCAAUCAUUCUACCAAAGUCUUCCGUUACAGCACUUAUAAUCGAGCAUGAGCACCUCCUAAACCUCCACUCCGGAACUCAAGCUACUUUAUAUGCCUCGAGAAAAUCCUAUUGGCCUAUCGACGGCCGUAGUCAACGUCGGAGUCGACUAUUGCGGACCAUUUUACAUCAAAGAACGAAAGGACCGCAACCGACGUAA